Danio rerio (zebrafish) is the source of this 3178-nucleotide messenger RNA. RefSeq names its product nuclear casein kinase and cyclin-dependent kinase substrate 1a (gene nucks1a). NCBI's taxonomy places the organism in Eukaryota, Metazoa, Chordata, Actinopteri, Cypriniformes, Danionidae. The record is from RefSeq and is marked validated.
GAAGGCUGCAGUUUCAGUUUGUUUUAUUCACCAUUUUGAGUAGCUGAAGGUAAUAUUUAAACUAAAUACCUUCGUAGAGCAGGAAUACCUCCAGCAUUGUUUAGUUUUCGUCACAGGGAGAGGACGUUGGUUUUUUCGACGUGCCCCCUUGUGUUUUAAAAACACCACGUUUUGUUUGCAUUUACCCUGCUUUUCUUUGGCUCCUUUUCACAAUUUUAACCGCUACAGUAUUCCUGCAAAAUGGCAAGACCAGUGAGGAACAGAAAGGUGGUGAAUUACUCCCAGUUUAACGAAUCUGAUGAUGCAGAUGAGGAUUAUGGAAGAAAGGAGAAGGAAACCACCAAGAAGAUACGUGCUCCACCCCGUGAAAACAAGCACAAGAAGUCUAAGAAUUCGCAGGAAGAAAGCGAGGAUUCAGAUGAAAAACUGACCAAAUCCAAAAAUGAUUCGGCAGAUGACUUCGGUAGCGAUGAAGACAACGACUUUGGAGAAGAGCAGGAGGAAGAUGGAGGAAGCGACUAUGGUGAUAAAAAGGCUAAAAAGGGAAAGAAGCCAAAGGUGGAGAAGCCUGGCAAAAAGUCACUGAAGAGGAAACGAGGUGGAGAUGAUAGUGAUGAUGAUAAAGAGGUGAGCAGGAAACCGAGGCAGGUGAGACAGGCUGCGUCAAAGGCUGUGUCCAAACAGAGAGAAAUCCUGCUGGGAGACGGAGGCAGUGAGGAUGAGGAGAAGGAUGAGGAAGAACAGGCCUUCCUGGACCAAGAGUCAGGCAGUGAUGAAGACUUCAUGGUUGAUGAUGAUGAUGACAGCGAUUAUGGCCACUCCAAAAAGAAGGGCAAAAAAGUGGUGCCAAGAGGUGGAGGACGGAGAGUGGAGAAGAAGGAGAAGAAAUCCCCCAAACCCCGGCUAAAGGCUACAGUGAACCCCAGCCCUAUGAAAGGCAAAGGUAAAGGGCGCCCGAGCGCAGCUAAAGCGCUGGAGAAAUCCUCGCCUAAAGAUGAAGAGGAAGCCGAGAGUCCCGCUGAAGAUGAAGAGGAAGACGAGGUGGAGAAGAAAGAGUCUCCUCCAUCCAAAAAGACGAAGGAUGAAGCCCCCGAAGACGAGGAAGAAGAUGAAGAAGAGGACGGCUCAGAAGAGGAGGCUCCAUCCGGGGAAGACUAGCCAUGCUAAUAACAGCGGCCCUUUCUUCUCUUUCCCUUUACACUCUCUUCUCCCCUUCUCUGCUUUUAUUUCAGUUUAUUUUUUUGAGUUUGUUUGCUUUUUCAGAUAUUUUUUUUUCAGUGUCUGUUGUGGCCUGGCUCAACGGUUUGAACUUCUUUUCUUUUUUUCUUUUGGCCUGUAUUUUCCAUAUCGCAAAGGACUUUUCCCAGAACUUGUGAGCGUAUAUAUCUAUAUAUAUUAUUGAGUAAAAUGUGUCUGAGUCUGUUUAUUUAUGGGUAUAUAAUCUUGAGGGAAGCCCAUCGUUCCAACCAAUAGCGUCGCUGCUCGCCCAGGGGUAAUCACAUGACUGUGCUCUCCAAAAAAAUAUUAAUAAUGCUUUUUGCGCUCGUUCAUUUCUGUAACAUGUAUUAUAAAGCUUAACGUCCACUUGCCAUUGUUGCGACUGAUGGUCCUCUUUCUUGAAGCACGUUUCUGAAAAUAUUCGUAAAACUAUUCUUACGUGAAUUAUUGCAAUAGCCAUGAGGUUGCGUUUUAAAACUUAAUUGCGUGUUUGGCUGCAAAUCGAUAAACCUUCACAGUUCAUUUACUCCAAUUUACACACAAUUGGAAAUUUAGUUCAUAAAUCCGAAUUUCUAACAAUUUUACGGAAAAAAUAAAAACCCAUUUUUACGUAUGAGUAGUUUUGCGACAAUGUUUCUGAAUGAGGUCCAAUGCUUUUGUGUAUUAGUGAUUUCUCUCUAGGAAGCCAUUCGUUAGGAAGUUUCGCAAUUCGUAAUAGUUCACAGCAUUUUUCUAUAACUAGUGGUUCGUUUUUGUAAUUAUUCCACAUGCGCUCACUGCUCUUUGCGGUUAAAGAUGGAGAAACUGGUAUCUAAUGCUCAUGUUUUCACAAUUACUUUUGUCGUCGUCGUCAACGUCGUACACAUGUUAUCCAGGGUUUGCGACUCAAUUUUAGUUUUACCCUUUUUAAAUAAACCUUCUCUAUCCGUGUAGUUGUGAACCAUAAUGCAUUUAGUAUUUUAAUAGAGUAAUAUGUCACGUUGUCAUUAGGAAAAUAUUUUUGAUUGUGUUCGUUGCACACUAUAAAUGGGAGUAAACAUGAUAAAUGUGCGAUGUUUGCUCCAUUUUUAAGUGCAAGUUUUUUUUUUGCAAAACUAUUUUCGCUGGUCACCAACAUGCAUCAAGCUAAACUCCUUUUAAGCCGUAAAUAUUCCUUCAAGAAUCAUGUUCUGAUGUCUGUAAUGUACGUUUGUUUAUUUUAUAGAUAUAUUUUCUUGAUCAUCUCUUCUAGAAGCUGCAGUAUGAAUGCUUUCAUCUCUUUUCUCAAACGAGGGGCGCAGUGCGAGUUGGGCCUUAAAACGGUUAAUUGUAAUCUAAGGUCUCGCACACUUUCUGCCUUACAAAGCCUGUGUUUCUUUUGUUUAAAUAGUCACUGCGAAGCUAAACAUUCAAACAGCGAGGGUGUUUUUUUGACUCGUGCCCUUUUCGUCCUGAGAUUGUAUUGCCAAACGUUGAGGGAUCUCUUCAACUGCGCAACUAACGUUUUAAAGAGUCGAGUGUUGUCCUUUAGCCCUGGAUCAGAUGUGCUGUCGUGACGCAUGUGCACUGUGAGGAUAGAGAAGAAUUGUAUUAUUCAUACUUUGUGUGUUUGCUCGUAUAUAUAUUUCAGUUGCUGCUUUUUUUUUUUUUAUUCCAGACACGUUUGAUUUGUAUCCCAUGGUGCAUUUUAGGGGGGGCUUUUCCGUCUACAGCGCAUACAUGGCAUUCUAACACGGUUCGAUCCUUUCUGCCAGGCGUCUCUGAAUAUUUUCCACUUGUGCUGUCUAUGAAUUGGUUUUUAACCUAGCUGUCCAAAAACAUGAAUGUUUUGUUUUUCGUGCUUGAUUUUAAUUUGAAACUAUUUUUUAUUUUAUUUUUUUGAUUGGUUGGUUGGUUUGUUUCAUUAUUCCUCCUCAGAUUUUUUUGUAUUGUUUGUUUUUUUUUAAGAAAAAAAUAAAAUGUAUCUUCAUUUUAAUGAGAA